Mytilus californianus (California mussel) is the source of this 6456-nucleotide messenger RNA. RefSeq lists its product as uncharacterized. Bases 101 to 1615 code for a protein of 504 amino acids. Gene Ontology annotation, cellular component: Fanconi anaemia nuclear complex. The transcript has 13 exons. Gene Ontology annotation, biological process: interstrand cross-link repair. The record is from RefSeq and is a predicted model, not a curated record. NCBI's taxonomy places the organism in Eukaryota, Metazoa, Mollusca, Bivalvia, Mytilida, Mytilidae.
GAACUUUUUUCGCACAAAAUUUGAUUGAUCUCUCCCACUGAUUUGGAUAAGUCCUGUUCAUUUGUUUAUACAAAAGGCUUUAAAGGCUUGACAGUAAACAAUGUCUGAUGACAGAUUUUUCAACACUGUACCUGUAGGAUGGCGAGGUUUGUUACAGUCAGCCAUGAAAUCCAAUAAUACUGUUUUAAACAGAAUGAAUGCAUGGUAUGAAGAUCAAUGGUCAUCAAAGUAUGGCGGAAUAUUGUUAUGGAAUGAUCUUAUACAGAGUUUGUUGGCAGAAGAACCCACCACUAAGGAAGGAGAUCUCAUUUUUGUCACAAGAUACAGCCAACUACCAGGAUUUCUACAACAAGGUUUGCUUGCAUUUUUGUUGCGUCACAGACAAUUCAUUCCAAAAUCCAGUCUGAAAUGUUUUCUGGAGGGAAUAGGGAAUUCUAUGCAAAUGGACUCCUGGGUUGAAAUACUGUACAGAAUGUUACACGCAUACCUGGCUUCUACAGAAGGACAAAAGAUGGGAUACUUGCAGUAUGAGUUUACACCUGGAAACCAAACCUAUGCUAGAUCUAUUUAUCAGCAGCUCCAGAAUUCUGAAAUCAAGACCUCUCCAUGGACAAUACCAGCUAGGGUCAAUAUUGGAUCAGAUAUGCAAGGCAGUGUUGAUACCUGUGAAAAACAAAAAGAGCAGGAUGACGACAUGGAAGGAGUUACCUCUCCUGACAAUGAAGGAAUGACCUCCCCUGAUUUAAUCAUGAUAGAGGAGGAACCACUACAUAAAUUACCAAGACUAGAAAUACAUCCUUUCACUCAAAUGGACCAUUCUCAGGUUACUUGCUUGAUGGAGGAAAACUCACAGAUAGAUAUUCAACCAGAAGAUUUGGAAAAGAUGAAAAUGUUGAAAGAUAAAUGGGAAAGUGGAGAGGAGACUGAGAUUCCAGAUGAGAUGGACAUAAUUUUGACCUCAAAUACAAGUGUGGUAGAAACGAUGUGCAAAGAUGUCUGCAUUGCUAGCAUAUCUGAGACUGCCAUGGCAACAGCUUGUAAACAGGUACAACAGAUGGAUAGCAUGAUUUCCCAUAGUAACUGUACAGUAAUGUUGUCAGCUUUAUUACUACAAAAGGUUAUAGAAAUGAACCAAAGUGCAUCAAGAAUAUUGACAGGAGUAGUUGCAAUGGUGGCAGAAUCAUUUUCUAAACCUCUUAUUGAAGGAGUCUUUGUUCCUGCUAUUGGAAACAGUCACUUUGGAACAUAUCAAGCUGACCUCAUAAUUAAAGUAUGUAAGGAAAUAUUUCAUAAUACAGACAAGUUAUAUUUUCUGGAGCAGAUGUUGAAAAAGUCUAUAGAUAUUACAGAUAAUCACAUUUCUGUUUUACAUGCUUUGUUUGAAGGCAAGAUAGACAUCAAUGAUAGCUUACUUUUGACAGUAUUGGAAUCUUUUAAAAUAUAUGGAUGUAAGCUUGAGAAAAAUUUAAAGUUUGGAAAAUUAAUCAUGGCAUUGGUCAACAAAUAUGGUGUACAGAUGGACAAAGACCAUAAAGAGAUUCUCACACAAAUGGUGAUGUCACAUAAGUCAUUUCUGAAGAAAACAAUACAAGCAGCCGUGACUAAAUUAAGAUGAUAUGGAAUAUGUUGAAUUUUACUGACUAUAAUAAUGUUAUCCAUGAACUCUCUUGACAAAAUACUAUCAUAGUAAUUUUGUUCGUAAAACAAACCAUUUUAAGAUUAUUAUUAUUAAUUGACAUUAGAGGUUCAAUAUAGAGAAAGGUUAAGGUUCUGGUUCUGGUUAAGGGAUCAGUCAUCUAAAUAGGGUAAAAAGUUAGAUCUUCCAUUUUUUUAGACGACAAUUUUCUUUCAAAGUUUGGGUUGAUGACAAUGCAUGUUCCUCUGAUGAAAGGACUUGAUUCACUAACUCAUAAUUUUUGCAUAUAAAUAUCUGGUAAAUUUUCAACUGCAAUAAAGUUAUUAAAAUGUUAAAAUGUCAAAUUGUUUCAGUUAAAAAGAUAAUUUGGCAAAAUUUAUGACAGUUUUUUGAAAAGGUAACAGUGGCUCCAACCCUUAUCCACAAAUAUUCUUGUUGAAAUAUUCUUUAAAUAUCAUAUUUUUGACUUGACAACCAAUAUUUCAAUGGGCGAGGGGUUGCACAACAUAUAAAAUCAAGCAAAAAGGUCGAAAAUGGUGACAAAUUUCUAGAAAAAUGGACUAAAAUGGCAACUAUUCCUAUUGUAGGCAAAUAUGUUUAUAAAUAUGAAGCAGAUAUACAAUUUUUCUUAUUAUACUUUAAAAAAUGAAUCAUUUAGCAAUAUGUACGCAUUAGAUUUUUCUCAAACAAUUUCAGUAGAAUUCAGCUGCAUUGAUAUGUUUCUGCCGACCUGGUAGCUCCACGUUUUGUGGAAGAGUUAUCAUAACAAAAUAGUUAUUUCUGUAACACAGGAUUUAUUUCUAGGUGUGUUUAUUUAUAAUUUUUUACUAUGGAGUAAGAUAAGAUAAUGAGUUAUUGCAUAUAAUUUAUUGUCAUGCAUAUUUGUCAGUGUAAUGAAGUUGUAUAUGAAAUCUCUUUUCCUGCAAAAAGUAAGUAAUUACAGGAAAUGGUUAGUGUUAACACCAUUUUUCUUUUCUAAUGUAAACAAAUUUGAAAUUGAACGGUCCCAGAGAAGAUUGUUUUAGUUCUCCUCACCUGCUUCUUUUCAUGUUUGGCUUUGUAAAUUUAGUAAGGAGUUAAAAUUUAGCUGUUUUAUCAUUUAUCUUCACAUCUUCCUGUGUUAUUCAUUUAAUAUUUCAAAUUUCCGAAUUUUGACAAUUUUUCAUAUUUCCGAAUAUGAAAUAGACUAUUUUCAUAUUUCCAAAUUUGGACUCCAAGAGUUUAUAAUUUUUUGACAGGUUGCCUUCUCUGUGGUAGGACAUCCUGGUACUCAGUCAAGUAAGAGCAGCGUAAAGAAGUAAAAUAAAGCUUUCAAUGGGUACAAUUUUGAGGGAAAAUUAAUUGAUAUAAGUUUUCUAUACAAAACAAAAUCAUCCGAAAACAGUAAACUUUCCCCAUAAAUUGCACCGAUUAUAUAUUUGAUUUUACUUCUUUUUGUUCUCUAACCAGACCAAGCACCAGGAUGUCCUACCACAAAGUAGGUAACCUGUCAAAAAAUUAUAUAAUCCAGAGUCAAAAGUAGGUAUUAUGAAAAUGGUCUAUUCUUUUACACAUUUAGCUUGAAGGUUAUUUGCUGUGAAAUAUUUUAGCUCCACUGUGACCAAAAUUUGGAAUUGUACUAUUGUUUUUUUUUUUUGUAUACAGUUGUUUGUCUUUUGGUCGUUUUUUCGUUUUUUGCUAUGGAGUUAUCAGUUUGUUAUCGACUUAUUAGUUUGAAUAAGCGAUUGUUAUCUGCAGCCUCUCUUUUCAGAGGGCUGAACGGCUGGUGUCUAAAUUUUCCGAAUCAGAGGAGUGAUUAAAAGUGUUGUCACAAUCGUUUAUUGGCUCAUUUUGUGCGAGACAAAGGUUAACAAAUGAGUCUGAAUUAUUAUUAUAUAUUUGGUGAUCUAAGUCAUCAAUUUAGCUAUCGUGACUAGCUUUUAUUCAGCCUUAUUCUGUUCUCAGUUCCAUAUGGCUGGCAUUGGGACUUGCGUUUCAGUUCACUUACGACCUUUUGACUCAUUGAUCAACAAAAUAAGUCAGUCAAAUCCUUACAGGAUUUUUGUCCUUAAUGUAAAGUUUUAACCCUUUCCACAAUUUUGUAUUUUGUUAAAACAGUAAUGAAUAAACAGAAAGUUUGUCCAGCAGGGCAAACUUGACUCUGUUUCCAUUUAAAACAAGUAAUCUUGUUGCAUCGUUUCAAUUUAAUGCUAAAAUGCCAGAUGAGCCCUUAAAGGACUAGUUCAGGUGAUGAUGUUCCUGUUACUGAAUCCUAUGACGUGUAAUGUGUUUUAAUGAAGCUCACUUUAAUGACUGAAGCUUGCAUUAACAUACAAUUUUUAAAAUAAAAGUAGCCUUUAGAGGGUUACAGACACUAUAAAAUUUUGACGUCUUUUAAUCAUAUCAAGUUGUCAUCAACGGCUUAUCUUUAAAUACUAGUAUAGCAUUUCUCGUAAAACAAAUAAUAGACCGCAUUUCUCAUCUAACUCCUCAUGUGGUAUGAUGGUAAUGUCGUAAAUAAAAAUUAAGACGUUGAAAAAGGAUAUGUUAAAACUAGGGGAAACUUCUUUCAUCUUUCAGCAGCAAGGCUACAGCUGUGAUAUACUGACUAAUUCAAAAUUAUUCUUUCUUCCUGUGAUCUGAAUACAAUGAUUUUCUACCCCAGAAAUAGAUUACCUUAGCUGUUUUUUGGCAAAACCUUUCACAUUUUUGGGUUCUCUAUGCUCUUCAAUUUUGCACACUAUUUGGCCUUUUUAUCUUAUUGACUCGAGCGUCACUGAUGAGUCUUUUGUAGACAUAACGCGCAUCUGGCAUACAUGAUUUUAAUUCUGGUAUCUAUGAUGAGUUUACUCUCACAGAUAGCUCAAUAUACAUGUAAAACUGGUUUCAAUCAGAUCAAAGUUUUCAAAGAUUUCCAUACUUCUACUAUAAAUUGCUCUGCCCAGCUGGUAUAAAAAUUGGUUGUUUGUUAAGUAGUAAAAUGCAAGAGAGUGAUCUUUCUUAAAAUUGCAAUUUUAAAUUUAUAAAAACAAUUACAAUACUGCAUGAUAAUAUUUCAUAUACUAUUAAUGCUUCAAUGAGUGUACAGUUCCUUAAGGUAGCACAAUACAAAAGAAACUAAAUUUUAUCAAAUUUUUAUUUUCAGCUGUAUUUGUUACUUCUUAAUAUUACAAAACCACAGAAGAAAAAUAAUUUUCCAUAUCUUGCACUGUUAACGAGUUUUGAUGCUAAUUAGUUUUAUAAACAAAUGCACGAGUCUGACUGAUACAAAUAAGAACAUGUGGGCAGUACUUUGUGGUUAAUCGAUAGAAUCAUUUGAUAGCUUUAUGACCACUGACCAGCUAUAAAAAUAACAGUCAUAGAAAAGAGGUUGAAUUAGGGGUUUAUAGAAAAAAAGAAGAUAAUGAAAUCCAAAUAAAAAUACUUUUUUAUAUUGGAGCUGCCAGGAGAAAAAAAAAUUGGAGCUAUAGAGGGAAUCAAAUAUAAAUGUACAGAUAUUAAACAAAUAUAAUUGUACAACAAUUAAUGUUGCUGAUGUUAAUGCUGAUGGUUAUAUCAGAUUUUCUUGAGGAGAAUGUGUAAAUAUGAAUUCUUUUUAAAAGAAAACACAAAUUAAAUAUUUUAUUUUCAAAAUACAAAAAUAAGAAGAUUCUUCUUUGUGUAAAACACCAUAAUUUCAUUGUAUAGACUUAUAAUUCUAGAAAUCCCCCAUAAUAAUUCUCUGGACUGACCAACUGAGGAUUUUAUGUUCACAUGCACAACUUACAUUUUGUGAAAAUGUUAAAAACAAAAUCUAUUGUUUCAUGUACUGAUUGAAUAAAAAAACCAUAUUGAAAAAAGCAAAUGCAAUGUGUAAUUAAACUUCUGAGACCAUUAAUGGUUGAUGUUUAUCCAAGUGGGCGGAGUUUGACCAUAUCAGAGGCAACUGACUUACAGAAAGGUCAAUAAUGAUAUAACUUCUCCCGCCAGAUCUGGUUUUUGGUGCAUGAGUGUGCAUUUUCUUUAUAUAUUUAGAAUUGAUGAAAUGGACUGCUUUCUUACUGGUCAAAACCUAAUUGAUUUAUGAUUAAGAGCCAAUCCUGAAGUGUCCCCAUGGUACAUGUGUGAAUGAUAUUGAAGUUAAUGAGGUUCAAAUAGGAAAAUCCUUAUUUAUUCAAUUGUGACACAUACAUUUUUUGAAAUGAAAAUGUAGUUUUAAAUGAAAUUAGCUCCUAGACGGGUGCCCCUAUAUACCUGAUUUUACCACAUGUUGUUACUUGACCAUUUAUCUUCAAAACUGUGUCUCAGAUUGCCAAAACCAUCAAUAGAACAAAUUUUAUACCCAAUUAAAUUGAGUGAUUCUUAUGAAAUAAGGUUGCAAACUUAAUUGAAGGGUUAUGAGAGAAUGAAAUACAAUAGGAAAAAUCUGGAACACGGUUUUGGAGGUCAAACUGUGUUGCACAAAAUCUAUCAAAAAUUUCGGAAGCUAUGAAUAAAAAAGAAGCUAAUUUCAUUGAAAUGUGGACAUCCGAAUCUAGCAACUAAAUACAUAAUAUUCAAUUAUAUAAUAAUCAUGUAAUAAUGAAAUUAUCAUCAAUUGACUGAUUAAUCUGUCUUCUUUCUUUUGGUUCCUCAUUUAUGAAUUUUAGAGCUGAAUGAAAGAAAAUACAACAGUUUAAAGUUGUCUGAUUGGGGGUGAAAAAAUCUUUGUAUUGUGCUACCUCAAUUCAACGUAAAUAACCUAUAGAAAGUUAUAAUGAAAUCAUUCCUAUGCAUGUAUAUGAUUUAUAAUUGUAACACUAGUUUAUUGGAAGUGUAUUUUUUCUGGUGACGACCAACAAUAAAGCUAUCUUCAAAACGAA